CAAUGGCGACCACUCUCCACUCCUUUUUCCUACUCAGAAUCAUUAUAACCUUCUAUUUCUCUACCCCAUCUACUGCGUACCCUUUCCCAUCCUCCCGACAGAGCACCACCGACACUCCACGAUCUUCACUCCGCAUGGCCCUAGUCCGCCGAUGGGACCCGGAGACGGCCGCACUCGCCUGCGGUGCCGUUACCCUUGCUCUUAUCGUGAUCUGGACUAUUUGCGUGUUUGUAUGGCUUGGAUUGAAGCUGAAGAAGUUCUGCACGGAGAGAAAGAGCGAGACUGGCGUAAGUGAGACGAGGGAAGAGUUGAGAGCCGGUCCAGCUCGGUACCAGGAGAACUAUGGAGGGGAGAGUCCGUACGAUGUCGAGCAUGGGAGGAAUGUCUUCUUGUGAUAGAGGUAUAUUGUUUGAGAGUGGGGGAAUUGUCUGGUGGUGGAGGAUGGUGCUUGUGUAUGCGAAGUUCGUCUGCAGCCUCACCCCACGUCAGUCCGAGGCCCCGCAGUUUUCUUAUCCAGCGCAUCGUUAUAGCAAGGUACAUAGGAUCGAUUUUUAUUGAAUUUCCAUACUCGCUUCCUCCAUCCUUCGUAUAUUGCUCGUU
Periconia digitata is the source of this 600-nucleotide messenger RNA. The record is from the annotation of a GenBank genome assembly. Lineage: Eukaryota; Fungi; Ascomycota; Dothideomycetes; Pleosporales; Periconiaceae.